AAGAGUGGUUGCGCUGUAUCUGCCACUUUUUGAAAUGAACAUUGGGGUUUUAAAAAGUUCUCCGGGUUUCUCUGAAGACUCUGGGCUUUUCCCGUAGCUAGUGGGACGGGUAUCACAAAGGUGAUGAGUAAUUGAGGAUUAGAAAGAGGUGAGGCCAGUGUAAGGAAAGGUGUUCCACCAAAAAAUCAGAUCUGGUUUGCGACAUUCUUAAUACAGUUUUUUUUUUUAAGAUGUACUUUAUUUGUUACAUUGAUUUUCGUAGUGUACUCUAGCUGUAUCCUGAGCUAAUGUAAGUUGUCUUCAGAUUUUGUAUGUAAGCCUUUAUGGUUGCAAGAAAGAUGAAAAUUAAGUUUCCAGGCAUUGGAAGAAUGAUGUUAUCAAAUACUUUGGGUGACUUUGGCAUGAAUUGUGACAGAAGGGGUAGACAGUUAGCUUUAAGUGGGCUUGCAUUUCUGAAGAGGCAUCAGGUAGUAGUUCUUAUUAGACUUAAGGACAUUAAGAUUAAUUUCAGUGUUGAUAUGUAUAAGACUUUUGGCAUGAUAUUGAGGGAUGAUUAUCUUUACUGAUAUAUUGCUCUCAUUGGCCUCUUCUGCCACUCAUGAACUUAAGAAUUAAUGCAUUAUGUAAUUAUUGAUAUUUUCACCAUUAGACUUGCAAACAAUAAUAUUAACCGAGUCUCCAACACAUGAAAGUCAUUUAUUGCUUGCUUCAAAAUAACAGGUUGGUGUUAGAAUCAAGGAGUAGUUUCAUCCAGUAAGGCCUUUGCUGUAUGUAAGGGACUUUUAUGAUGUGGUGAGGAUGGAAGAGUGCAUAGAAUACGAAGAUGAGUGAGACCAGGUAGCUGCCUGCAAGGAAGAAGCAGAUAAUGCCCAGAGUAUGGCAACACAGCAUUCCUGCGGGUUUUAUUAGAGGUGCAUCGAAGCGCGAAGUUGCUGAUCUGUAUGAAUUAUCGGAGGGUUGAAUGCUCUCUAUCAAUAGCACCUCACGUCAUUAAAAAGAUAACUUUGAAGACAUGUUUUGCUGAAAAGACAGCUGAGCAAAAUUUUCACGAAUGGGAUGAACACGCUCCAGCUAACUGACUACCUACUGCAGUUUGAAUGUUGACGUUGCCCACUUGGUGCAGCACCCUAGUGAUGUACCUGCUCUCACAAUACCCUAUUUCAGUGUGCUGGUCUUGAUUCAAGAAUUCAAAGUGGAGUACCGCAAACUUGAUAUGGAUAAUAAAAAGAAAGACAAGGACAAAUCAGAUGACAGAAUGGCUCGGCCUAGUGGUCGGUCGGGGCACAGUGCUCGAGGAACCGGUUCUUCUUCUUCUGGAGUUUUAAUGGUUGGACCUAACUUCAGAGUCGGAAAGAAAAUCGGGUGUGGCAAUUUUGGAGAAUUACGAUUAGGGAAAAAUUUAUACACAAAUGAAUAUGUGGCAAUUAAACUGGAGCCCAUGAAAUCGAGAGCACCACAGCUGCAUUUGGAGUACAGAUUCUACAAGCAGUUAGGAUCUGGAGAUGGUAUACCUCAAGUUUACUAUUUUGGCCCUUGUGGUAAAUACAACGCCAUGGUGCUGGAACUGCUGGGUCCUAGUUUAGAAGACCUGUUUGACUUGUGCGACAGGACGUUUUCUCUGAAAACGGUUCUCAUGAUAGCUAUACAGCUGAUUUCUCGCAUGGAAUAUGUCCAUUCAAAGAACUUAAUAUACAGAGAUGUAAAACCUGAGAACUUCUUAAUAGGACGACCAGGAAACAAAACCCAGCAAGUUAUUCAUAUUAUAGAUUUUGGUUUGGCAAAAGAAUACAUUGAUCCAGAGACAAAGAAACAUAUACCAUACAGAGAACACAAAAGCCUUACGGGAACAGCUAGAUACAUGAGCAUAAACACGCACCUAGGAAAAGAACAAAGUAGAAGAGACGAUUUAGAAGCUUUAGGCCAUAUGUUCAUGUAUUUUCUGAGAGGCAGUCUUCCGUGGCAAGGCUUAAAGGCUGACACAUUAAAAGAGAGGUAUCAGAAAAUUGGAGAUACGAAGCGAGCCACCCCGAUAGAAGCACUGUGUGACAACUUCCCAGAAGAAAUGGCAACAUAUCUUCGUUAUGUAAGAAGGCUAGACUUCUUUGAAAAGCCAGACUAUGACUACUUAAGAAAGCUUUUUACUGAUUUGUUCGAUCGAAAAGGAUACAUGUUUGAUUAUGAAUAUGACUGGAUUGGUAAACAGUUGCCUACUCCAGUGGGUGCAGUUCAGCAGGAUCCUGCUCUGUCGUCUAACAGGGAAGCACAUCAGCACAGAGACAAGAUGCAGCAAUCCAAAAACCAGUCGGCAGACCCCAGGGCAGCUUGGGACUCCCAGCAGGCCAAUCCCCACCAUGUGAGAGCUCACCUUGCAGCAGACAGACAUGGUGGCUCGGUACAGGUUGUAAGUUCUACAAACGGAGAGUUAAAUACAGAUGACCCUACUGCUGGACGUUCAAAUGCUCCCAUCACAGCCCCUACAGAAGUAGAAGUGAUGGAUGAAACUAACUGCCAGAAAGUGUUGAACAUGUGGUGCUGCUGUUUCUUCAAACGAAGGAAAAGGAAAACCAUCCAGCGCCACAAGUGACCGUGGCCGCAGACGCGUCUCCCCGCCGUCUGGUCUGACGGAAUCAUCGCUGCAGUGCCCACGGUUUUCAAGACUCGCUCCCGGAGACGGAGGCGUCCUAUCCCAGACUUCACUUUGUGCUUGUCUUACAUCCAUUUUUUUUUUUUUCUAAUUUUUAUGGAAGCUUUAAAGUUUUGUGCAAACACGAGCGCUUUGCCCGUCGGUGAGUGGAGCGGACCAGUGAGGUGGUGUCCAGAUACGCUCGUGCAGAACUUUCUUCUCUGGCCAGCUGUGUCCUGGAUCUGGGAUUUAUGGCUUCGGUAGGAGCCCCUCACGGAGGGCUUCCUCCCCGUGGACAGCACAGCAGACAAGCCUAGUUGCCCGAGUAUUUAAAAGCCGCUCCUGUGUUGUGACACCUGCAUCCCUCGCAGGUCAGACUGAUGCCCUCUGUGAAGUCCCGGUGCAGGCACCGCCCAUGGUCCAGAGGAGAGCGCCCUGGGUCCGGAGAGAGCGCCCUGGGUCCAGAGAGAGCGUCCUGUCCACAGGAGAGCACCCUGGGUCCAGAGAGAGCGCCCUGGGUCUGGAGGAGAGCGCUCACGGCCCAGAGAGAGCGCCCUGGGUCCAGAGAGAGCGCCCUGGGCCGUGCGCAGCCCCCUGUGGCAGAAGCGGCAAGAUGGAGUCUUUUUUCAAAUGCAAAAUAUUUGUAAAAUGUUAUCUUUAUGCUUCCAGAUAAUAGUGUGUGUCAGACAGCAAGAAGUGAAUACUUGGAGAUGUGAUGUGUGUUGAAGUUUUCAGAAAAACACAAGCUACACUAUGGAGAAGACCUGAGCGUGCGGCCCCGCGGAGUGAGGCUGAGCCUGGUCUAGCGCCCGGCCUCCCCUGCCCUGCCCGGAGACGUGGCCGUGCAGGCGGCCGUGUCUGUUGUUGGUUAUUUUUCUCUUUGAUACAAAGGCCCCCAGCAAUAAAAACUGGGUCCCUCGAUUGCCCUCGGCGCGCGUUGGUGUCUUGCAUUCGGCUCUGCUGGUUCCCCGGAAUGCCCCUGCUCCUCAGCGAGGUUUCCGAGGUUGAGGAUCGCGUGGAGAGGAUGGGUCAGGUGCUGCUCCUGGUCUUUUGCAGUCUUUCGAAGUGCCUGCAUAUGAGUAGAGUGACAGUUCUGUGAGGAAGGAAGCCCAUUCCACCUUUCAAGUCUGCUUUGUUUUAAGCCAUAAAGACACAGGUGUACUUUUGUCCUAGCCAGGAUUUUCAAGAAGGGUUACAAGAAUACAUCUGGCUGGAAAGAUAAUUACAUUGCUCAAGUCUCGUGUGCACCCUUCAUUUAUAAAUUGUCGCCUGCUCUCUCUGUCUCUAAGCGCAUGUCUCCAGGUGUGCGUAUUUAUUUUGUCUCAAGGUAACAUUUAAAAUGUGUAUUAAAGGAAAAGAAAUCCACAGUUUUUACUUUACUAUUACAUUUACAUGGAUUUAAUUAUACUUUGUAAUUUAUUUUUCUUCUUAGCCAGAAGUUCAGUGCAUUGUUUCUGAAGAAUUAGGCACCCGUCUCCAAUCAGGACGUCUGUAUCGGCUCUGAUGCCGAGGAAUGACCUUUUUUUGAUUUCAAAGACCUGUACUCAGCCUCGAAAACAUUUGCUGUAUAAUUUGGUCAGCAGUUUCCAUCCUAUUUAUAUACUGUCACAAUAACUUAAACUACAGGAGCUAUAUACUGAGUUUUUAUUUUUGUUUGCUUGGAGCAAGGUAGAUGGAUGUUUUGGCCAUUAUAAUGUGAAACCACUUCUUUCUUUACAGUAUUUGACCAAAUGUGUGUGUCUAUGAUAUUUGUAAAUACAUGCGAUAUGUGUAUUUCUUAUCAUAAGCCUAUUUAGUUUUAUCCUCAGUAAGGUUUUUUGGACUGUACAGUGUUUAUAUGAUCUGAACUCCUUAUACAUAAGAAGGUGUGUAUAUUAAUCCAAUUAUGGACUUAAAAUAUUUUAAAAGUAUAAAUACCCUUAUUUGCUGCAAUGACCAGUGUGUAGACAUUUGCUUUUUAGCAAUAUUUUUAAGUGCUCCAUUUUAAUGCCAAGGAGUCAGUCUUUCGGCAGCACAAACUGGUCAAUAAUAGGUAAUGCAGGUAUGUUCAGGUUAAGCCAACAAUGUUUUGCAUUUUUAUGCUUCUUUUCUGUCAACACUAAUGAAGUCAACAUUGCCUGAAUGUCUGAAUAAUGAAACACAUCCCUGUUUAAAAAUAUGUAACUGAAAAAAAAAAAAGAAAUAAAAAAUAAAGGUAGUUUUUUUAAACUCGCUUUUCCCCUUUCCUCUAAUCAUGGGUAAAAUAAUGCCACUCAGUAAUUUAAGACGGAUUCCAUCUGUUGUACAUGAGAAGCAGAACUAAAAGAAUAUACUUUUCAUUUGUUGUUUUUGUUUUCUUUGUUGGACAUAGUUGUAAAGAGCACACACCAGGAAGGAUCUAAGCUUUCUUUGUCUUUAAACUGUUUUUUACUACUUCUCUGAACUACUUAGUACAGCAAUUGACUAACAAUAAUCUCUUCUGAUAAACUAAGGGAAAAAAAAAAAACAGAAUUGUUUAUUCCUCCUUGGAAGUGGAAUCAGACUAUGUUCUCAGAAAUUAAGCAUUAUUAAUCCAGCUUCAGGAAUGACUGAAAACCAUUGCCGACAGUGUCCCUCAGGUUGUCACCGCGCUAGGGGCUGUAAGAGGUUCUACAAAGUGGCAGUAGUGGCGCUCAGCUUGCUGAAGCGGGCUACAGGUAAGAUGAGGUACAGCAGCAAGCUCCCGGCCCAGGGUCAGUGCGUCCCGUAACCGCUGCAGUCAGUGAGAGGCGGAGGAGGAUCUGGAGAUGACGCGUACCGCUGAAAGGCCCUCUCUGGGAAAGCCUCCCUUAGGAUUGGGCCUGCAACCUGAGUGAAUUACGGGUGAUAGAACAGUAGCCUGGCUCAAGCAGGAGUAGUGUAGAUGAGCUUGUUUAACUGCAGGUGCAGUGCUAGCACUGGAUUCUGUGUGCUUCGUCCUGGUGUUGAGAGCGGGAAGCUGCAUGUCUCUUGGUCGUGUGUUCACCCGGCUGUCUUAUUUCAGACACACUCCCCUUGUGUGAUGGCUUGAGACUCCCACUGUACCCCCGUAGUAACCUCAGCAAAGACAAAGGGCCACGUUCCUCAACAGUUGUAGCAGAAUCCCAGGACUGCCUUUGUUUCCCCACUUCUUCACUUGCUGUCUACCCUGUGCUCGUUACUGUGGACAAGGGAGUGCUGGUCUCUUGGUAGCUGGCCCUCAGGCCUACGUCCACUUUCAUCACCCUGAGAAAUGAGUGAGAAAGAGGAUUAAGCAGAAGGAAAUGAAGACACUGUUAUGAGAAAGAUAGUGAACUACUAGGGGCAAAAUCAGUGGCUUUCCACUUUUGUGCUGGGAAAAAAUGUAUCAAAAUGGGGAACCUUAUUUUAAAUAGAAAGUAUUGGAAAUUUUCUCAGUAUUAAUACAUUAUAUUAAAUCAUUUAUGUGGUGAAUGUGUAAAUUUGAAACGUGUUUUGUGCUUAGGUGAAAAGUUAUAAAGAUCCCUGCUUGGUGUGCUUUUUGUUUAGCUUUCCAGGGUUCUGGUGAUAGAAUUGAGUUAACAGAGUUAAGAAGCAGUGAUUUUUUUUUUUCCGACCAGAGUACAAAGAAGUGGAAUGACAAAGUUUCACUGUUUUUCAUUGUAUCUGGUUUCUUCUCUGCCCAGUUCUUUUUUUUUUUUUUUUUUUUUUUUUUUUUUUUUUUUUACAGGCAGAGUUAGACAGAGACAGAGAGAAAGGUCUUCCUUCCAUUGGUUCACCCCCGAAAUGGCUGCUACGGCCGGCACACUGCACUGAUCCAAAGCCAGGAGCCAGGUGCUUCUCCUGGUCUCCCAUGCGGAUGCAGGGCCCAAGGACUUGGGCCAUCCUCCACUGCCCUCCCGGGCCACGGCAGAGAGCUGGCCUGGAAGAGGGGCAUCCGGGACAGAAUCCGGCACCCCAACCGGGACUAGAACCCCGGGUGCUGGCGCCGCAAGGCAGAGGAUUAGCCUAGUGAGCCAUGGCGCCGGCCGCCCAGUUCUAAUGCACACCCACAGUAGUGCUCUUAGGAAAUUUACUUCAUAAGAAUUCAUGGAUUAUAACCAAAGACAAGAUUAGAGAAGAAUGCUAGGUAAUCUUGAUGGGAUAUGAAAGUAACUUUGCUGGAACAGUUGGUCAUAGUGGUGUUGUGCCAUUUCUUGAAGGGGAAAAUGCUGCUGCCGUUUUCUAGUCUGGGGCUGCCAGACAUUUUUUGGGGUGCAGGUCAGGCUUAGUGGGCCCAGAUGCUGUUACCAGGAAGACAGUGGGUUCCUAUGAUAUUAACAGUAUGAGGAUGGAAGGUUUUACACUUAGGAGAGAAAACAAGUUCCCACAAAUACUCUGCUGAUGCCUUCAAACUGAAUUUAAAUUUGUCUUGUAUUGCAGGACUACUAAUGAUGAGAACAGAAUUAUUUUGAAGGAGUAAUAUUUUACUAAGUAAAAUUGAUUGCAAAUGUUCAUCUAUUAACUGCAAUGUGAUUUUACAUAUUUCAUCAUUGAAAAUAUGUUUUCACACAGAUAGAUACCACCAAAUACUGUCAGUUCUUCAGCAUGUGCUUUUGAGCCGAGUCAUCAUUUGCAGUGUAUUUGUAGCAUUCUGUUAGGGUCUGCUCUUGGUAUUUACUCUUCAGCAUAUCCUCACAUUGCAGGUUAGUCAUUUCCUGUUCAGGGUUAGGUGGAUGCUUCUUGAUUGUACAGCUGAAUAGGUUUUGAAAUAUGGAAACUUUCUGUGCACUUGGAUUGAGGUUCAUAAGUGCAGCUGGAAUUGUAGAGUUGGAUGUAGAAAAUACAGUCACUGGAAAUAUGUGUGAGUGAAGGUCUUGCUUCUUUUAACUUGACAGCAUGGAAGUAUGUAAGCCAGCUUGACAUGGCUUGUGAUUUAAACAACAUCAGUUGCCCUUAAAAUGAUUUUGUUGCAUUGUAAGUUGAACAUACAUGUGCUGUUCAGCCUUGUGAUUAUAGCCUCAAAUUUUUAAAGAGACACUAUCAACCCUUCAGUAUCAGCUAAUUUCUAAAGGUGUUUGUUAAUGGUCAUUGAAGGCGAUUCUUUGAUUAAGAGACAUUUCAGUCUUGUUCUGAGCUCAAAAAGUCGCAUCUAAACUCCACUGCCAUCAAACUGCUAUGUAGUUGUGCAGGCUGUUCUGGCAAUAUUUAAUAAACCUGUAGAGGGGAUGAGAUUCACCAUUGAGUUUAUUAAUUCCAUUAAUUUCACUGAAAUGUUUUCCACAAAGUCCCUGCUGAUGAACAAGUACCUGUUGAUGUGCAGCCAUCAACCUUACACAUAUUCUGUUUUCACAGUCUGUCAAAUAAGCUGCUGUUUUAAUCCAUAUAUAUCUUUGCCAUCAUCCGUUACAGUACCUCGUAGCAGAUUCCACUUCAGGUUCUAAUGAAUUGGUGUUUUUCUCAACUUCUCUGAAAAUUUUCGUACCUGUAAUUGUUCCGUGCAGACUGAAUUCUUGGGUCACUGCAGCAAUGGCUUCUCAGAUAAGACUGGGUAACCUCUGUUGAGUCAUCAAAAGCCAAGCACAGGCAAACUCAUUUUCCUUAUUUUUAGUUGACUGUUGGUGACACCUCCAUGUCCUCAGGCCUCCCAGCCGACCAUUCUUGCUGACAAGCUGCAGUCAAACAAGUCAGUUAACCCUGACCCACCUGUCAGUAAGCAGCAUUCCUCCCUUGGCUAACAAGCCGCUUGGAAAGUUAACUUUGAUUACACCCUUAAUUAUAUUUUUGUGUGUGUGAAUAAAUUCUCCUGUGAUGAGGUAUUUUCAUUUUCUAACUGCUCUGACUGUUGCUUCCUGUGAGCUAGGAAUAUUGUGAUGAGUGCUUAUUCUGCCAAUGUUGAAAUCUAUUUUAGCACAGCUGAAGUAUCAUUGCAUAAUAAAUACAAUGCUUUGCCAUGUAAUUGUGUAACAAAAAGAUCCACACUCCACUGUGCCUUAAAUGCGCAACACUCAAAGUUCACUUUUCUUUACUUUUUGACAUGAUGAAUAUGCACUAGUAAUAAAAAAUAAUAAAAUAUCUAUGACAAUAUGUGUGUCACUUGAAAUACUGUCAAGUUACCAUUACUGAGGUUUAUGGUGUUGAACAGCAGUGAGAAGCAAUCAAAGUGCCACAUGUGGUCUCUGUCACAACUCUUCCACUCUGCUUUUGUAGCAUGAAAGCAGCCAUACAUAAUAUGUAAACAGAUGAGCAUGGCUGUGUUCCAAUAAAAUUUUUAUUUGUGGACACUGAAUUUCAUAUAA
Molecule: messenger RNA, 8856 nt
Organism: Oryctolagus cuniculus (rabbit)
Lineage: Eukaryota; Metazoa; Chordata; Mammalia; Lagomorpha; Leporidae
Source: RefSeq, a predicted model, not a curated record